AUGCUCCCCAAGACGAUAUCUAGGCAAUGUGCACUAGACUUACCAGCAACUGAAGCAAAGCACAGUUGUUAUUCGCAGGCAGAAGAAACAUACUUCAAAUCGCCUAGAAAUAGAUUGAACCUACGACAUAAGUCGAUGCGUCGAGAACAUGCGCGACGGUUGUCAACAGGACUGUCACCGUCGUUGACUGAACUCUCUAUCGGUCCUGUGUUCGAAGAUUCCAAAACCAUGCUGUCGAUAAUAUCUUCGCUUCCUAGCUCGAUAAGAUCACUUGACUUAGACCUCCGAAGUCAACUUGAUGUAGUUGAAGCAGUGAUGCCGAUUCUUUGUUCUAUGAAACAUCUCACGUCCCUUACUCUUCGAUUCUUUGCGGACGGCGGAGCAUUAGAGCUAGCGAAAUGGAUACACUUGAAUCCAAAUCUGCAAAGUCUAGAUCUAAAAUGGAACCGAAUUGGCUCGAAAGGAGCAGAAGCUAUACUUGGUGCCUUGGUUGCUUGUGGUCAUGGCCUCAAGCAUCUAAACUUGAGUUGCAAUUGCAUACUGGAGUGCAAUGCAAUUGAAACCUUUCUCCCCCACUUACAGCUUGAUAGCUUAGACAUUAGUUUCAACUUGAUUGGAGACAGCGAGGUUCAACAAAUCUCUCGUGGAUUGUCAUGGAAUACAAAGCUGCGAGAAUUGGAUUUGCGUGGCUGUCAACGCAUCACCGAUUGUGGCCUUCGGCACCUUCUGUCAUGCAUCAGUGGUCGCAACACUUCUUUGUGGCAUCUUCACAUUCCAAAAAGCUGCCAAGGACAGUCGGCUUUAAGUGGGCAAAUACAAUAUUGGAUACGAGUGAACAAGGCAGGGCGAAGACUUUUGCAAGAACAAGACUCCGUAGAUCGCAAUCUUUGGGCAUUAGUUUUGUGGAACGCAUCGCCAGAUCCAGCUGUCCUCUACCACUUCCUACGCAAUGGGAUACUGUGA
Messenger RNA from Cylindrotheca closterium, 963 nucleotides. The record is from the annotation of a GenBank genome assembly. Lineage: Eukaryota; Bacillariophyta; Bacillariophyceae; Bacillariales; Bacillariaceae.